Messenger RNA from Petromyzon marinus (sea lamprey), 1865 nucleotides. RefSeq names its product C1q-related factor-like. The record is from RefSeq and is a predicted model, not a curated record. Gene Ontology annotation, molecular function: protein binding. Lineage: Eukaryota; Metazoa; Chordata; Hyperoartia; Petromyzontiformes; Petromyzontidae.
UGAAUUUAUUGCAUGCGGGUCUACUUAUACGUAUUCAAUUAUGUACACCGAGCGUUAAAACAUAACAACACCGAUAGCUUAAAUAGACAAGUCGCUCCCGACAAGACGCUGCACCGGAGAGACAACGAGAGGAAAUGUGAAGUUCAAUCCCCGAACGCAAAACUUGCCACAAGGCAGGAAAGGAGCGCGAAAACCAACCCAGCCGCUCCACAGACAGACACGCAGAGGCGUGGGCGCACAGAGAGAGGAGGCAGUGGUGGUGGUGGUGGUGAUGUCGGCGAAUUGUCGAGGCUGGGGAAGGGUUAAGAGGAGACCCCCCCACACACCAGCGUCUAUCAGAGACGCGCACACACACUCACACUCCAGUCUAGCAGAGAGCCACUGCACCGUUGUUACCGGUUUCAUCCCCCCCCCCCCCCUCAACAACAAUCCUCUAUCCCCACUCACACUUCUUCUUCUUCUUUUCAUUUUGUUCUCUCAUAAAGGUGACCUUUUUGUUAAGGAAAGCUGCUCCCCAUGUUGGGCCGGUCGCAGCAUCCCUUGCCCCAGCAGCAGCAGCAGCAACAGCAGCAGCAAGUGCAAAGGGCUCAGACACAGCAAGGAGUGCCUAAAGAAAGAAUCUCCAGCCAAAGACAUCCAUCCACCCAGGCGCGACUCGCUCCUCCGCCUGCCCAGGCGAAGAGCAUCACCCCGGUCCCAGUGACGAAGACCACCAGCGGCGGCACGCGUCCCGUCUUCGUGAACCUGCGGCGCAAGUGGCUGGUGACCGCGGCCGUGGGCGUGGUGAUGGUGCUGGUGCUGCUCAUCGCCAUCCCCGUGCUCGUCUACUCCAAGCACGCCGCCGUCACGCACGAGAUGCUGGGCACCUGCCGCACGGUGUGUGACCCCUACCUGCAUGGACGCGACAGCGCCGACGGUUCGGCCGACUCCUCGGGCGCCGCCGCCGCCUCCUCCUCGUCCUCGUCGUCCUUCACCCCGCCCACCACCAUGCAGCUGUCGCAGGGACACAAGGGGGAACUGGGCCGCUCGGGGCGGCCGGGCCCUCGGGGUCCGCCCGGAGAGCCGGGUCCCCCGGGUGCCCGGGGACCCCAGGGCGAGAAGGGGGACGCCGGGAGGCCCGGAGUCCCGGGCCACGCGCUGGGCGCCGGGUCGAGCCAGGGGGCGGGCGGCGCGGUGAGCGUGCCCACCUACUACUCUGCGCCCAAGAUCGCGUUCUACGCGGGGCUGCGCAACCCGCACGAGGGCUACGAGGUGCUGCGCUUCGACGACGUCGUCACCAACCUGGGCAACCACUACGACCCGGGCAGCGGCAAGUUCACGUGCUCCAUCUCGGGGACGUACUUCUUCACCUACCACGUGCUCAUGCGGGGAGGCGACGGCACCAGCAUGUGGGCCGACCUGUGCAAGAACGGGCAGGUGCGUGCGAGCUCCAUCGCGCAGGACGCCGACCAGAACUACGACUACGCGAGCAACUCGGUGAUCCUGCACCUGGACGCGGGCGACGAGGUCUACGUGAAGCUGGACGGCGGCAAGGCGCACGGCGGCAACACCAACAAGUACUCCACCUUCUCAGGCUUCAUCAUCUACGCGGACUGAGCCCGCCCGAGGGGGGCCAGGCAGGGAGAACUACCUACAGCCCGGACACCCCCACCCAUGCCCCCGCCCCCCCAACCACCAACACCAUCAUCACCCCCCCCCCUCCUCCGCACCGCUCCUCUCCCACCGCAAACCUCGCCAUUCGAGCCGCCCCCAGAAUAAUAAAACUCCCCCGCAGCUCAAGGCGCGUCGUGCCCAGCGUGCACGCGCAAGCGGGCCCAGCGGAUUCUUCCCAGCUCAGCCUGCCUCGGCCGAUCAACCCCCCCACU